Messenger RNA from Gigantopelta aegis, 1188 nucleotides. Its product is annotated as glycine receptor subunit alphaZ1-like. Gene Ontology annotation, molecular function: transmembrane signaling receptor activity; chloride channel activity; extracellular ligand-gated monoatomic ion channel activity. The transcript has 7 exons. Gene Ontology annotation, cellular component: membrane; synapse; neuron projection. Gene Ontology annotation, biological process: nervous system process; regulation of membrane potential; chloride transmembrane transport. Bases 1 to 1188 code for a protein of 395 amino acids. The record is from RefSeq and is a predicted model, not a curated record. Lineage: Eukaryota; Metazoa; Mollusca; Gastropoda; Neomphalida; Peltospiridae.
AUGGCAUCACUCCGACAUUGUGUUGAUUCAGGAAGUAUGUUGUUAUACGUGCGCUAUGUGGUCGUGCAUUGUCGUGCUGGAAGAUGUGACGCUGGAGAAUUUCGUUGCAGUAACGUUGGGCUGUUAGAUGACCUGGGACAUGUACAAGGAACAUCCACUGAAGUGGAGGUCUCGCUCUUCAUCAACAACAUCGACUCCGUCAGUGAACAGACGAUGGAUUUUUCGGUAAACGCAUUUGUGACGCAGAAAUGGAUGGAUCGCCGUCUGCGAUUUCUGGGCCUGAUCGACGCCGAGUACCUGGAACUGGACACAAAGCUCAUGGAGAACAUAUGGGUUCCGGAUCUCUACUUCCUCAACGAGAAGAGCGCUUCCUUCCACACUGUGACCGUACCCAACAAAAUGCUCCAUAUAUACAACGACGGGGAAAUCAUUUAUCGGCUCAGGAUUUCUCUGACCGCCUCGUGUCCCAUGCUGCUCCACAAGUACCCAAUGGAUAGCCAAGUGUGCCAUCUUUUCAUUCAGAGUUUUGCUUUCACGAAGAAAAGCAUCGUGUUCAAGUGGCGGUCAGAGGACGCCAUCCAGACUUCCAGGAAUCUACAGCUGCCGCAGUUUACAUUGACUCGUACUGAAUUCAGAAACUGCUCGGAUUUCGAAGGGAGUGAAAAUUUCACCUGUAUCGCUUCAGACUUCUACCUACAGAGAAGCAUCGGUUUCUACAUGAUACAGAUUUACAUUCCCAGUGUCCUCAUCGUCCUGCUGUCCUGGGUUUCGUUCUGGCUCAACGUGGACGCUGUUCCGGCCCGGAUUUCACUUGGUAUCCUCACUGUCCUUACCAUGACAACACAGAAAUCCAUGGCGGUUUCGUCACUUCCGAGAGUAUCCUACGUCAAGGCCAUAGACGUUUGGAUGGCCGCCUGUUUGUGUUUUGUAUUUUCCUCCCUUUUGGAAUUUGCUCUAGUGAAUGUUAUCGACCGCAGGCAGAUAAAAAGGAAACAUCUUCCAGCAGACCACACUAUUGACGGAGCAAAAACUCUAUUAAGGGUCCCGAACUGUGAAAUACAGUCUAAAUGGGUCGACGAUCCAGCCGGCAAAGUGCGGGCCAGACAAGUUGAUAAUUUCUCUCGCGUCUUCUUUCCAUCGGCUUUCGUCAUUUUCUGCCUUGCUUAUUGGCCCACCUACCUGGAAUGA